This is a messenger RNA of Parastagonospora nodorum SN15, 684 nucleotides long. RefSeq lists its product as hypothetical. The record is from RefSeq and is a predicted model, not a curated record. The transcript has 2 exons. NCBI's taxonomy places the organism in Eukaryota, Fungi, Ascomycota, Dothideomycetes, Pleosporales, Phaeosphaeriaceae. Bases 1 to 684 code for a protein of 227 amino acids.
AUGACAAGCAAUCGUUCAACUGCCCGCGCGUCUCGCUUGGCAGACUCAGCGUAUAACUCGCCAUACUCACAUGCUGGCGCGCCAUCUCCACAUCCCAACACCGACCCCUAUGCUCCUCUUCGUACGAAAGCGCUUGCCACGCUUGAAGGUAUGGGAUACGACCCGAAGACCAUGGUCGAGCGUGGAGUGCUAUGGGCCGAAGAUCAGGACCCAUUUGGUCAUGUCAUGAACAGUCGUUACAUGCAGUUUCUGGGCACAGUCAUCUAUCGAGUGAUGGAAUGCUACGAUGAAUAUCUCAACGAGGAGGAGUAUGAAGGCAUGAUUACAGCCAAAACCGUCAUACCUGUCGUUAGGAAGUACGAACUCGCCAUCUUGAGGCAGGUCAAAUACCCAGAUGCUCUCAUUGCUGCUCAUCGCCAGGAACACAUGGAGCCGACAAGAACAAACGGAGUGACUUCUCUCUUCUCCCUUAAGCAGCAGGCCAUUGUUGCUGAGCUACGAGGCUCCGUCACAUACGUGAACGCGAAGUCUGGCCGUCCUGUGGACAUUCGAACGCUUGGUGGAGGAUGGCCGAGCCUUUUUGAAGGCUUCACCAAGAAAGCAGAAAAUGCCCUGGCUUUGAAAGAGAAGUGGGAGAUCGAGCACCCCAAGCGUAUUAAGCCGGCAGAAAUUUCGAAGAUCUAA